AUGGCACAUUGCGGCGAGUCCAGACAGAUGGAGCUGAAGCGGGGCCCACGGCCACCUUGGUUCCUGGAUCUGCAGAAAAACUGGGUGCCAAUUCUUUGCCAGGCCAAUUUCUUCACGGGCGACAGCAAGGCCGAGGUCAUUUCCAAAGAAUUGGAGGAGACAGCCUUGCGAUAUCUUCCCUACGUGGCGCGGGCCAAGCGACUGCUACUCAGCUCCCACCGAUACAUCGCCUAUUCCAGCGACGUGGGCGAAUCCCUUCGCCCUGUCAUUAAGCCCUGGCAGGUGAACUUGAGCUAUGGCAUUGCUGGAGCCUACGUCCUGGCCGACACUGGUUUGGCCGGGUACCGCCGGCAACAGCAAGUCGUGAGCAGGUGGCCGCCGCCUGCGUCCACACCGCCACCUUUCAGACUGUGGCGUCCCUGGCGUUGCCUGCGGUGA
Molecule: messenger RNA, 438 nt
Organism: Cladocopium goreaui
Lineage: Eukaryota; Dinophyceae; Suessiales; Symbiodiniaceae
Source: the annotation of a GenBank genome assembly